Messenger RNA from Esox lucius (northern pike), 7052 nucleotides. RefSeq lists its product as uncharacterized. The transcript has 4 exons. Gene Ontology annotation, molecular function: 3'-5'-RNA exonuclease activity. Bases 668 to 5560 code for a protein of 1630 amino acids. The record is from RefSeq and is a predicted model, not a curated record. NCBI's taxonomy places the organism in Eukaryota, Metazoa, Chordata, Actinopteri, Esociformes, Esocidae.
UUAUUUUCUGAAACCCGGACCGCGCUUUACUGCAAAGACACUGCCUUCCUUCUCGUGUUAUUUGGAUUACUCCUCGCUUUUUAGAUUUUAGAUGAAGAUUGCAAUAUUUUCGAAAAUUCACAACGAUUGGAGGCUGAGGUGACUUGCAACGUGGAGGUAGCAAAACUUGGGUAGGGUUGUCUAUCCAGCAAAAGCUGGAAAGAUACAUAUUAGUAUUAAAGUACCUUUACUGUUAGCAUGAGUGUAAAGUAGUAGGUUUGCAGCGUAAGUAUAGGAUGUUUAGUCUAUAAUUGAAUGCUGCCCUUUAAGUUGCUUUGUAGUCGAUAGUCUUCCACGAGAUCUAGCUAUACGGGGAAAUGGUAGCUAACUUUAUCUAUGAUCGGAAAAGUAGCUCAUUUAGAUUUAACUUCUGGUUUUUAAACUAGCGCUGUUUAUUCCACACAGGUGUAUCGAUCUGUUUCUUUUUACCACUGAAAUUACUAUACUCUAUUUUCAGUGUUUUGGUCAGGUGCUGUCCGCAAAGCUUUUGAAUCUUUUACCAUAGAACUGCGCGAGCAGGACCUAUUUCGAGUGCUGCGGAUGGAAUAAAGCACAAAUAUUUUAUGUAACCAGAAAAUGAACAGAACUUAAUUUGAGUUGACCCUGUUGCCAAACUAACGUAGUUUAAAUGGACAUCAAAGUUAAGCCUGAGGGGGAUGAGAGGGAUAGGCCAGUAUCUCCCCAAGAAAUGUUUGGAUUUCAAGAAACAAAGUCACAACAGACAUGUAGUGUUUGGACAAACAAUAGCGGAAUUGCAGAUCUGGAGAUUAAAACAGAAUCGAUGGGCCGGACUCUUUCUGGUGCUCAAGAUGAAGGAAUUACAGAUUAUGAAUUCAAACCAAGUCCUAGUUUUGUUUCUCAGGCCAUCGGUGUAAAGACAGAAAUUCUGAAUACAAGCGUUGAAGGUGAAAUGCAUAUUGUCCAUACAGAGCAAAAUGAAUCCAGCACCACAGAUCAAAUUAACCCAAAUGCACAUGCAGUAGACUUCAAUCCAAUGAGUAAAAUCAUAAGGGGGCAUUUUUAUGUAAAUGCCUCAAAACGAAGACACUGUGAGAAUUGUGAUAAAGUUGGUGUUGAUUUUGAUGUUGGAUCUGGAGCAAAACAGCAACUUGACUUAAAGCUACUCACUAAUGCUGUGAUGAUUGAGAUCUCAAAUGUAGCCAAAGACAUUUCUAGCGUGCAGUAUGUCAUCUCUGAUAUUCUGGAAUACAACUUUGGUCUUUGUAUUCAAGACAACCAACACAGUGAAUUCUCAAAUAAGACGUACCAAAAAGUAAAAUACUUGAUGAAUAUGACCAAGUCCAAACAACAAAACCCUGAAUUCUUAAAGCAAUAUUUUGAGCUUCCUAUGAUUAUGAAAUCAUCAACAACAUUCCGCUCACCUUCAAAGCAUUCACAUGAAAUUGUUUCUGCUAACCAAAUAUUGAAUAAGGAUGUAGAAAUAAAUGAGUUAGUUACAGAGGAGGAGAAUUGUGUCCCUAUGGCCUCUGAGGAGGUUGUGUCAGUUGAAUGUGUAAAAGCUCAACAGCACAUUUCUCUAAUGAACUUUAACCACUAUCAUGUUAAAGAGACCAUGUAUAAUGAAACCGAUGUACCACAGAAUGCUUUUCACACAGCAAAACCUGGCCUCAAGGAUGGAUCUACAGACAUUCUUAUGCAGAAAAAACCUGAUAUGGACCUCAUUUCUUCUCAUCAUGUGAAGAUGGAGACCAUUUAUACUGACACAAAUGUAUCAUGGUCUGAUGAGGAAGCAGAUCAAAAACCUCUAAGGGACCGCUCUUUUAUGACACCUGUACCUGAAGAUGGAACAAAAUACAUCUAUCCCCUCUGCAAGAAAAUUGGUUUAGACCUUGAUGCAAACUUAAAUGUUAAGAUGAAAGAAAAACUUGAUAUAAGUUUAUUGACCAAAGGUACAAUGAUUGAAGUGGGCCUUUUUGCCAAAAAACUGUGUGGAACUUACAGGCAGAUUCUUACUGAGCUUUUAGAGUGCAAUUUUGACAUUGAUUUUCAAAAUCAUAAAGAUCUUAUUCAAAAUGUAGUCGUCAGCUUAAGAUUACUUGAAAAGAAAAUAAGGCCAAAUUUGAAAGGCCUGUCAAUGGAAGAAAGACUUGAAUUGUUAUGGGAAACUUUCACAAUUAGGCCUCCAACAAAAAGGAAACAUAGUGUGUCAGUUGUGUCAAAAGAGCAAAACCUGGAUUUAUUCAAGAAAAGAGAUGAAAAGCAAACUUCAGGGAAAGUAACUUUAAUGAGGAAGGUUGAGGCAGACUCAUUUAAAAGAGUAGGACAAACUCUUCAGUGUUUUAAGACCAGGAGGGACAUUCCUGAGAAGGAUGCAACACAAUUUUCAGAUAAAAAUGCAGUAUUCAGCAAUGAAAAUAGAUCUACUGAACUUUGCAUAAAACAAGAGCCAAAUCUGGACUUAGUAUUUCAUCAGGAUGUUAACAUGGAGCCUGAUGUAACACUUUUUGAUUCUGAAGCAGUACAAAAAGGUAUUGGGGACCAAUCCUUAAUGUGCUCCACAACAGAGAAAACCACGAAAGACCUCUACCCCCUCUGUUAUAAAAUAGGCCUUGAACUUGAUGUGAAAUCCUUGCUGGCCCGCACCGUGAAACUGGACCCAUGCUUUUUAACCAAGGGUGUAAUGUAUGAGGUUCAUACGUUUGUACAAAUGUAUAAGCGAUUUUAUACACCAUCUCUAUAUGAUAUUUUAGAAUACAACUUUGAUUUCCCUUUCCAACACCAGAAUUCAUCACAACUGUCUAAAUAUAUUGCAAGUAAAGUAAAACGUUUUGCCGAAAAAUACGAACGUGGCCCUGUUCAUUAUAUACGGGAAAAUGUAUCCCAAAAACUGUUUAAAAUUGAUGUGAUGAAAUGCAAAAUAAAAAAUACUGCUGCUCAAAGUGUUUCUGACCCCCCCAAAAAAAAGCAUGAUCUGAAGAUGGCCAAUGAAAUCUUGCAAUUCUCAGUAAAUAAUUCAAAAAGUACAGAAUUUGGACAGCUCUUUGCAGAAGGAAAGUUUAAUGACAUAUACCCCAACUGCAUGAAAGUGGGUGUACAUUUCAAUGUUGGAUCUGGAACAAAGAAGAAACUUGACAUAGAUCUACUGACCAAUGGUGUAAUGAUUGAGGUUUCACAUUUUGCCAAAGAAAUGAAUAGAUCUCACGCUCUUGUCAUUUCUGAUAUUCUAGAAUACAACUUUGAUCUUGGUUUGCAUAAAACUCAACAGUAUGAAUUUGCUUCUCGGAUCAUGGCGAAAGUAAAGUACUUUAAGGGAAAGUCUAAACAGCAAAAACCUCACUUGAUGGCAAAAGUAUUUGGUCUACCUGAUCCAAGGUCAAUUCCAAUGUCAAAAACAUGUGAAGAACUCAAGAGUUUAAAUGACCUGGUGUCCUUUACUCUACAAUUUAAAAAAGAUGUAGAAUCGCAGCAAUUGGUUAUGAUGCAAGAGGAACAAUGUGUCCCUGUAAUGCCUUUUGAGGAAAACGCAUUGGUUGGGUAUGAAAAGGCUGAACAGGACAACAGAGUCUCUCUAAUGGACCAUGAGAAAGAGACCAUCUCCAAUGAAACUUCUGGAUCAAAGCGUACAACACCUGGCCUCAGGAAUGGACCUACUGAUAUCUGUGUGAAGUACCAACCUAAUAUGGACCUAAUUUCUCCUGAGCAUGUGAAGAUGGAGACUGUUUCUUUUGGCCCAAAUGUAUCAUGGUCUGAGGUAGGACACAACCUUAAAAGGGACCAAUCUUUAAUGUCAACCAGAACAAAACAUGCCACCAAUAACCUCUACCCCCUCUGUCAGAAAAUAGACUUAGACCUUAAUGUGAAACCAGAACCUGCAGUAAAAGAUAAACUAGACUUGCAUUGCUUGACCCGAGGUGUAAUGCUCGAAUUGACACGUUUUGCUUCCGAAAUGUGUGGGACUUACAGACAGAUUGUUCGUGCUGUUCUUGAGUACAAUUUUGAUCUGGAUUUCCAAAAUGAUUUGGAUCUGAUGGAUGAUAUUAUCCAUAACAUAAUAAACGUAGAAAGGAAAAUGUCAACCCGUCAGUGGCAAUCAAAAGGGGUGGAAUUGAGAAGUGAAUUGCUAGAUGCAAAAUUCUCCAUGGCGCCCCCAUGGAAACGUUGUGGGACUGCAAAUGUAUCCAAACAACCUGUGGAUUACAGGAGAAUGAAGAAAAAAUUAGAAACUUUCACUUCCCAAAAAAUUGCUCAGACUAAAAAGACAAAGAGCGUCUUAACUAAGACGGAUGCAACACAGUUUGCUAAUGACACCGCAGUACUCUGUCAUGAGGACCGAUCUGCUGAGAUAAAGGAAGAGUUUGAGGGUCAGUCUGAGGUCAUGGAGAAAGCUUUCCACUCGAAGAACAAACAGGUAAACAUUUGUGGCAAAUACAUCUUUGAAAUAUUAAUGUGCAGGGACACAGAUCAAAGUAAACUGAUGACUUCCAACCUAAAAAGCUGUUUUGAUCAGAAUAAUUUCAAACAAAUCCUAGCUAAAUACAGAUCAGAUGUCCUACCACUUACAGUUAGUAAACAUGGUGACUUUUCCCACACUGAAAAGAGAAUGGUGUCCCUUGUUAGUCAACUCUUAUGUGGCUUACAUUUGAUUGAAGGUUUAGCUCAUCAGGCAGAAACAACCAUUCUUCUGUGGGAGAGGAUGAUUUUAGGAGACAAAGUAAGACUCCAUGCCUCUCAAAACACUGGAACAACAGAUUUGGAGUCCAGAACAGUGUGUCAAGUGAAAUCAGUACAUGAUGCUGUCCAGCAAGGAUGGGAAAGGGACAAAAACCUGCCUGCGUUCAGAAACUUUCUGAUCAGCAAAGGAGAAUUGGACGAAGUGCCUUUAUGUCCGUACUCUGAAAGCAGAAUUGAUGGUGUGUUUCAUAGUGCAGCCGGGGUAUAUUGCAUCUACAGUGACAUCAGCGAGUUCUGCAGGGACCAUGAAGAUGACAGUAGUGUCCUUGCAGCAGUUGCUGUUGAUAUGGAGGUUCAACCAUUUAAAGCAGGAUGUAGAGCUCUGGGUCUGAUUUCAAAGCAAAUAAUUGAUCCUCUUUUAAAGGCCUUGACUUCGGAGGAAAAGGUGUUGGACAUGAAAGUGAGAUACCAAACCCUCGUUACAAAGAUCAAAGAAUGGCAAGAAGAUGGAAGAAACCUAGUUGAAGGAAACGUAUGCUUGUUUGAUGACAUUGAAGUGUCCAAGGACCUUGUGUUUUACAGGCUUACCAUGUGGACAGACCCAGACCUUUUUCAAUUGACCGUUCAGAUUGUUGAGUUACUCCUAGCCAGUUUUCUGAUAGUAUGUUUGAAUGCACUGCCUGUUGACUUGCAGCAGGUGUCAAAGAUGGAUGAUAGAUGCAGAAAGGAUUUGAAAAUGAUAGAACAAUUGCAAAAGGCGAAAGCCAAUUCAAUCAGUAUAGCAGUUGAAGGCAUGGGAAUGUGCAAAACAAAUCACACGUGGGAAUGGCUGUCGUCUUUGGAUGCAUUCAAAAUAGUGUCCGUUUUAAAAGCGCUCAAGAUAGUGUAGGAGAAGAAACAGCUGUUGAGCUUCCAUAUCAUUUUAGGCUAAAUUGCCAUGAACAGAAUUUUGGAACAGUGUCUUCUAAUGGAAAUAUAUUCAUCAGUUCCUACAAGGUUUUUUAGGUUUGCACUGGAAAUAGAACUGCACAGACAUUUAAAUGGCUUUUGUAUAUUUUGGUUACAAUUGACAGAAUGUUAAAAGCAGGUGGCUGAAAUGUUUUGGUCCAUCACCUUAAAACGUUUGUAUUCAGAAUGAUGAUUGAGAACGGCUAAGCAAUCUCUGAACAGUUAUUUAUCAUGUUAUUUAUUGGAGCUAGGAGUAGUACAGUAGUAAACCCCCUUUUUUGUUAUAGUUUCACCUGUAGUGUCAGUGGUGUUGAUUCAUAGAGUUUUAGAUUAAUUUGAAAACAGUUUUCAGUUUGCUGAAUUGUCCUUGCAUUUCCCUUGGCCUCCUGUUCACCUACUUGGUUGAAACCAAAAGACUGAAUACAGCAAGAGUUAUUUUAAAGUGGACUUUUUAUUUUUUUUAUUUAUAAUCAAAAAUUCCUGGAUGUAUUUUUCAUUUUUGUUGUUGCUUUUUUUGGACAAGUUGUUUGUUUGAGAUCUUAGUUAUCGUGUUUUCAUGAAGAACAUUUAUUUUUUAAAUGGCGAUGUCAUUGGCUUUCCAGUGUUUUUUGGACUCUGACAACGGUGAUGCAAAUGUGUGAUUUCCAAAGCAGCAGAGCUGUAUCAUCUGUUCUGUGAAUACAUCCUGGACUGAUCUGCUUCAACCUCAGUGAAAGUUUCAACAAGUGAACCUCAAAUCACAGGUUACUGCAAUUAGAAUAUUGGUGAAGACACCACCUGUGUCAGGAGCAGCAGCUUGACAAGAAAAACUCUUUCUCAGUCAUAAAAGAUUUCCUGUUUACCACACUGGAGGGAUAUGUUGGUUGUCUUUGAACUGCAUGCCAUGGGAGGAUUGACCUGGAUCUUUACCCAGAACAUCCUUCACCAGCCUUUUGACAGUAGAAGUGAAAUCAGAGGAAACAAACCUGCUGGUGAAGAGAAACCGCAUCGUCUUUAAAGCAUUUCAACAUUGUGUUCCCAGAGGCAACUCAUUUGUUUGGGGAUGUAACGCUGUUUUCUUGACUUGACAAACUUCUUGUCAAGUCAAGAAGUAAAUAAACUCAACUCAGAUCUGAGUUGCAUGCAUUCAGCAACGUAACUUGUUGCAAAGUCCAGUGGCAACUCAUGCAGAUCAACCAUACAUCAUGUUGGCGUUAAAGUUUAUUUCUGCAUCUGUCCUAUAACUCUCCCGGGCUGUUAUAAUCAACCUGUGUGUUUUUAAAUGCCAAAAUGAUAGGCGACUACAUUUUCUGUUGUUGCAUUACAACACAGACAUCCUGUAAAUAAUGUUUUGAUUGUAACCGUUGUUAUACUCUUGAUAAUGGUUUUCUGGAGAAUAAUUUACAUAAUUUAUUUUUUAUUCAUAUUAAACUACUAGUCUCGGUCGUUUCCAA